This is a messenger RNA of Toxotes jaculatrix (banded archerfish), 2809 nucleotides long. RefSeq names its product potassium channel tetramerization domain containing 9a (gene kctd9a). Gene Ontology annotation, biological process: intracellular signal transduction; protein homooligomerization. Gene Ontology annotation, molecular function: protein binding. The coding region runs from base 108 to 1277 and encodes 389 amino acids. The transcript has 12 exons. NCBI's taxonomy places the organism in Eukaryota, Metazoa, Chordata, Actinopteri, Toxotidae. The record is from RefSeq and is a predicted model, not a curated record.
UCUGAUGCAGCUAGCUAACCAGCUUGAUUCGGCAAACAAGAAGCUGGCAAAAGGGACCUCAUUGUUGAAAUUAUAACAAAAAUACUCGUAACCAAAGCGCAUAAAGAAUGAGAAGAGUUACGUUAUUUAUAAACGGGACAUCUAAAAAUGGCAAGGUUGUAGCAGUGUACGGGACCUUGUCCGACUUACUUUCCGUAGCGAGCAAUAAAUUAGGAAUCAAAGCCUCUAGUUUAUACAAUGGAAAGGGUGGUCUUAUAGAUGACAUUGCCCUUAUAAGAGACGACGACGUGCUGUAUGUGUCUGAAGGAGAUCCGUUUAUCGAUCCUCAAAAUGAAGCCAAGAGUAGAUCUGAUCCGCAUGGGGCACACACUGACUGGCUGACCCUUAAUAUUGGUGGGCGUCUCUUCACCACCACCAGGAGCACCUUGGUCAGCAAGGAGCCAGAAAGUAUGCUCGCUCACAUGUUUCGAGAGAAAGAUGUGUGGGGAAACAAGCAAGACAAGCAUGGGGCUUACCUAAUCGACCGCAGCCCAGAAUACUUUGAACCUAUUCUCAACUACCUGAGACAUGGUCAGCUCAUUAUCAAUGAAGGCAUAAAUAUUCGAGGUGUCCUCGAGGAGGCUCGGUUCUUUGGAAUUGAGCAGCUUGCUGAACAGCUGGAAGUAGCAAUCAAGAACUCACAGCCACCUGAGGACCACUCUCCCAUUUCCCGCAAGGAGUUUGUCCGUUUUCUUCUGGCCACACCCACCAAGUCAGAGCUCCGCUGUCAGGGACUUAAUUUCAGUGGUGCCGAUCUGUCCCGACUCGAUCUGCGUUACAUUAAUUUUAAAAUGGCUAAUCUGAGCCGCUGCAAUCUGACACAUGCCAACCUGUGCUGUUCCAAUCUGGAGCGGGCUGACCUUUCUGGAGCCAACCUGGAUGGGGCUAACUUACAAGGCGUGAAGAUGCUCUGUUCCAAUGCCGAGGGAGCUUCCCUCAAAGGAUGCAACUUUGAAGAUCCAUCUGGAUUGAAGGCCAACCUGGAAGGUGCUAACCUGAAAGGAGUUGACAUGGAAGGAAGCCAAAUGACCGGGAUCAACCUGCGUGUGGCCACUCUGAAAAAUGCAAAGCUGAAGAACUGUAACCUUCGGGGAGCCACUUUAGCAGGGACCGAUCUCGAGAACUGUGACCUGUCUGGCUGUGAUCUACAAGAGGCCAACCUGAGAGGCUCCAAUGUGAAAGGAGCCAUUUUUGAAGAGAUGCUGACCCCUCUGCACAUGUCGCAGAGCGUCAGAUAACUCAGCACACACCUGCAAGUCCAGUGUGGGCCACAGCUGGCUUCUUUAAUGCUCUUCUCCUCCAGUCAGCCUCUCCCAUACAACCCUACUAUCAAUCUCUCUUUACCUGUAAUGACGUGCAGGUAGUUGUAUGCACAUCCCUGGCAUUCCACCAAUAUUAUGUUAGCUUUAAAUAUCUUGCACUAGAAUUUAUCCAGGGUUGUUCAUGUAUGUUUGUAUGGUAGGAUGUUUUUAAAUGUUCAGCUGCAUAUAUCACCAAAACAAAGUCAUGUUCCUAGUGUAUGUAGAUGUGUCUGGAUGCAAUCCAACAACUAUACUCAUUUAAUGUUUUACGUAAUUUAUAUUCACUUUAUAUUACUUGACAUGUUAAUGGGAGUCAGAAUCAGAUUAUCUGUGUGUGGUAAAGUUCAGAGCACUGAGCUUCACUGAAUGCUGCUGUAGCAGAAAUUGAAGGGGUCACUUACCAAUAACUGUGCCGUUAUAUAUUCCUCUUUAAGUAUGUAACUUAAUUUUUGCUGGAUUCAACAUAUUAUAAAAGAAGCAAUGCAAGCCAAAGCCAUAAUAUAGCACAGCCUAAAAGGCUAAAAGUGAUGUUAGUAAAACUAUGCGGCAGGCUAGUUAUAAACACAGCUUGAGUAUGCAAUACAUGAUUUACAGCUGUGAGGUUUCUCCUUUCCUACUUUUAAAUAUUGUGUUCUUAACAAAAACUUUCCCUGUUUUGCGCUCUGUGAAUCUACCUCUUAUUUUUAAUCCGGUGUGUGAGUAAUCCACAGUUGCAUGCAUUUGACUGUGGCUCUGCUUCUCGUGAUGUUCAUGUAUGUCAUUCAUUAUUCUUCCCAUUAUGAGAAAAUAAUCCAACCUGUCAUGCUUUAAACAGAAAGCCAUUUUUUCUGUGUUCAUGUUGUCAAAGUGGGUUUGCCUGGAAACAUGCUCCAUGUAUCCGUGUAUCAAUUAAUCAUGCUUUGAACUUAUUUGCACAACUAUAUGUUAACUUGUAACAUGUUAUACCUUUCCACCAAAAAAUGUUUGGUGCUUGUAAUCUUAUGUAAAUCAAAUCCAGAGCUUCCAAAUCGUUCCAAAAAACAUUAUUAUUAUUACUAUUAUUAUUAUUAUUGUUAUUAUUGUUCGAGUGGGCAGGUGUUGUCAGCUGUUUUGUCUAGGAUCUCACUUCAGUUCUUACUGGACCGUGUCUGUUUGCAUGUGUGAAGAGCUAUACUCGUCUUUGACUGGUGAAGUUUCUCUAGCUGUAGCUCAAAAGCUGCUCCGAUGCAAUACUAUUCACUCAGUUCAAUAGUAGGUACCCAGUCUGUGAGAAUGAAUAUUGAGGCAAUCAUAUUGUGUAUUUCACCUUGAGUGUGAAAAUCAAUUGAAGAGCUAUGGUUAUUUAUUUUAAUACAUCUCACUGAAUGCAAUAUGGGGUAAAGAUUGGUUUGUGUUUGAGAGAGGGAGUGGUGUAGUUCUCCCUAUCUAUGAUUAUUGCACUCGACCGUGGAAAUAUAUUUCCAUAAAUGACUCUUAUAAAUAAACUACGA